GACGUCGGGCGCAAGGCCGCCCGAAGCGCAUGGCUGGCUUUGUUGAAAAGACAAAUCUUUACAGCUUUUUGUUGCUUUAAAUUCGGAUUCAGAUUCCUAGGUGGUUUUUUUUUCAUAUUGUAUGACGACCCUGGAUCCUUUUAUGUACACGUAGAGCCGUUCCCUAUAAUACAGCCUAUAGCGCUCAAUGUUGCAAAUCUGUCUACACAAGUUAACAGUAGGCCUAUAUUGCAAAUAAAUGCUAGCUGUGUAUACGCCCAUGCCCAAAUUAAUGUACUCGGCCUAAAUCCUGAUAGUGUAUUCCAGCAAUGGCGUGUCGCGUUGCGUCGGCAGUGGUGGUCGCUGUUUUUCUUUUGGUCGUCCAGGUUUGGGCCAAGGAACCCCAACGAUGUUGUUGGAUCAGUCAGAUGUAUGGAAACUUUGCGCUUCAGCAGAAUAAGGAGUUGGAGGAUGGGACUAUAGUCGUAGAAGAGACGGGCGGAGAGUUUGCCUACGAUAAGACCUUCAGCGCCAAGUCCUUCAUUUUCACGGAGACUUUUGAAAACGGCACCCAACGCAUCGGGCGGUUUGUGGAUUUAUUCGAUUUGGGGGUAUCCUACUUCAUCGAGGAUAACCAAGGCGAGCAGAGAUGCCUGAGAAAGCGGAUUCCUGCCCGGUUCCCAGAAAACUGCAUUCCUGAGAAGGCCGAGUUCUUUAAUAACGUUACUCUUGGUGACCACGCCCUAUCCGGCAACGUUUGGGAACUCAACGUAUUUGGGGGCGGUUACCUCUUUAACGGGUCCUUCCUGGUUGCGGCCGACUACUGCGUGCCUCUUACCAACAACUAUGUCAGGUAUGACUUCAACCAGAACCCACCGGUGGUGAAUCUUAUCACCGCUGCCUGGGCUGACAUUAGGCUUGGAAUCUGUGAUCGAGACAAGUUCUUCCACAUUCCUGAUGAGUGUCCACAGGACGUCAUGACGCCAUUCAUGGAGAAGAAGUUGAAACAUCGCCAGAUGAUGGAGAUGUCCUUCCGCGUCGACACACUCAUGUGAUUUCGAAGCUCGGCGAUGUGCAGUUGACUAGCCAUAAACUUAAGUUCUUCGAUUGAUAUAGCGGUUAGAAUAAAGAUUACAAAGUAACACAUGGUCAUGACAAAAGGCUAGAGAUUAAUACUUGGUCACUGUAAACUUCACCUAGAAAACUACUUGCGAUUAAAACCGUCAUUAUAGUAUGUUUCUCUAAUAGUAUUCGAGAAUUUGUACGUCAACAGUGCGUAAGAAAUUUAGUGGGUUUUUUUUUUUGUACAUCUGUUUUCGUUUGGAGCAACAAAUAUUGCUAAACACAAAUCUUAUUAAGGGUGCAGAAGGUUUUAGCUCAGUGACUUCUCCACAUUUUGAGGAAACAGACUAGCCUUUGCACAUGAUUAUUUUGGUCCCUGUAACUGGAUUCCUUUAAUUAUGCAUGUGGAAAACGUGUGCCCAGGGGCAACCCCUUUUUGAACCCCCUUCAAUGAUAUUGUUUUCUUCCGAACGAUACCAUUUCAGGUGGGAUAAUUUUGACAGGGGUAUUUGGUACCUCUCCAAUUUCAGUGAAUUUUUUUCCUCUUAAGUCGGUGGAUCCAUUUCCUUGCAUUCUGUACCUUUCUUUAAUAGUCCAGGACACGCAUUGCUUCGUCCCCGUUUCUAACAUUUCUUAGUAUGCAUAGUUACCAUGCGAGAGCCACUAAAAUGUCGUACAGAAGCUUCUUUAAAGUCUUUUUCGGUAAAUUCAUCACGAACGAUUGUACAUGUCGCCAUCAAGGAGUUACCAUUUAGUUUGUUAUCAAGGAUUCUCACUUGUAUUAACUGCACAGGGGUAACUGUAGAGGUUUUUUGUCCUUCAAGCAUAAAUUUAAAAAAAUGCAUUUCCAUGCAAAAAAAAAAUUCA
Messenger RNA from Patiria miniata (bat star), 1908 nucleotides. Its product is annotated as development-specific protein LVN1.2-like. The record is from RefSeq and is a predicted model, not a curated record. The coding region runs from base 309 to 1034 and encodes 241 amino acids. The transcript has 6 exons. Gene Ontology annotation, cellular component: extracellular region; lysosome. NCBI's taxonomy places the organism in Eukaryota, Metazoa, Echinodermata, Asteroidea, Valvatida, Asterinidae. Gene Ontology annotation, molecular function: calcium ion binding. Gene Ontology annotation, biological process: cell-matrix adhesion.